CUUGAUUUUUAACUUAGCUGAGGUUGAAGUGAAUUUAUAAAGUGGCUGGUUAGAACCUAUCUGGUGUCAUAUCGUAAUAGAUAGUUGCUUUGUGCGGUUCUCAGUGAGCAAUAAUAGUGCAUAAUCGUCAAGAAUAUCUUAGUACUUGACUUAGUUAUGUGGUGGCGAUAAAUGGUGAUAGCUUCGGAAUAAUUAAGGUGGAAAUUAAACAAUUUUUGCGGUGCUGUGGUUAAAUAUUUUAUUUAGAUUUUACCGAUACCCGGGACAGUUGAUAGUUUUAAAAAAGUUAAAUUAAUUGCCGAAGUGAACACAUCACCCAAUUAGGAUGGAAAUCUCUAAGAACAUUUUGCUCUGCAUACUUCACACAAGUCUUUUAGCUCUUGUGGGUGGUUCGGGUCCUUAUGUGACAGAAAAGCCUCCCUAUAUGAUGUCAUGUCAAAUUAAAGAUCCAGAAUUUACCAAAUGUUCCACACAAAGUAUACAGAAGGUUAUGGACGCCAUCAACGAAAAUAAUGGUCUCCCUGGACUGGAUAGCUUACCUCCGCUCGACCCAUUGUACGUGAAUAGGAUACGAGUGGAUCAAAGUGGCACACAAGCCAUAAACCUUAAGGUUGAACUUUCAAAAGUUGUUAUUGGUGGAUUUAAAAAGAUAAAGAUAGUAGAAAGCCGAGUAUUCCCCAAGGAUUAUCACUGGGAGACAAAAAUCUUCCUCCCGAAAAUGACAAUCGCAGGCGCUUAUGCUUUGAAGGGAAGAAUUUUGCUGAUCAAUAUGAACGGUCGUGGGAACAUGACCUUGGGAAUUGAUAAUAUCAAAAUCGAUCUGUACACCACAGUUCGAUUGUAUGAGAAGGGUGGCUUCACUUUCUACAAUGUAACCUCGACAAGUGCAAAAUACAAGAUCGAUAAAUUGUCGGCUCGAUUCGACAAUUUGUUCAAUGGGAACAAACAAUUAGAGGAGAGCACGAAUGCAUUCUUCAACCAAAACUGGGAAACGCUCAACGAAGCGCUGCAACCUAUUAUCCAGUCAACCAUCUCAGAGAUUCUUCUGAAGUAUCUGCGGGCAAUAUUCCACUACAUUCCAGCAAAUUAUUUCGUAAGCGAUAUUCCAACAUCGACGGAGCUGUAUGGAAAUUAAAAUUAGUCUAGUAGCACCUAGUUAUGUAACUCCUUGUUAAUGUGAUUUGAACAGUACUUAAUUGUUGGUAAUAAAAAGUGUCUCCCUUUCUGGAGGAAAAAGUUAACAAUACGAA
Messenger RNA from Hermetia illucens (black soldier fly), 1250 nucleotides. Its product is annotated as protein takeout-like. Bases 326 to 1135 code for a protein of 269 amino acids. The transcript has 6 exons. The record is from RefSeq and is a predicted model, not a curated record. NCBI's taxonomy places the organism in Eukaryota, Metazoa, Arthropoda, Insecta, Diptera, Stratiomyidae.